Molecule: messenger RNA, 1173 nt
Organism: [Candida] anglica
Lineage: Eukaryota; Fungi; Ascomycota; Pichiomycetes; Serinales; Debaryomycetaceae
Source: the annotation of a GenBank genome assembly
AUGCUAAAAAAAUUAUUGUCCUUGUACAUUUUAGUAACAAUUCAAGUUGCAGCUGCAGAAGAUUUAAGAUAUUUGGUUUCUCUCAAAGUACAAGAAACGUAUGAGAGCUUUAUACGUUACGAUAAGACAUACCCACUCUCUCAGCAUAUCAAUCCAUUGAUAGACCAUGCCUAUUCAAUCGGUAAGUAUUCCGGGUUUUCUGGGAACUUCACUGAACAAGCACUUGAACGGUUGCAAAGAUGUCCAUUGGUUGCAGAAAUAACUCCAGAUAUCACUGUUGAGGCAUUUGAAACAACAAUCCAAAACUCUUCACCAAGGCACCUUGCUAGGUUAUCACAAGAAGAUAAUCUAGAGUCUGAAACCUUCCUGUAUUGUUUUAAUAAUGAUACUCAGUCACCAGUACUUGCUUAUGUAAUUGAUUCUGGUAUUAAUAUCAACCAUCCUGAAUUUGGUGGUCGCGCAGAAAGAGGUGCUGAUUUUACAGGUGAAGGAUCUGGAGAUUACAAUGGACAUGGAACUCAUGUUGCAGGAUUGAUAGGAUCCAACACAUAUGGUGUAUCAAAAAAUGUUCGACUUGUUGAAGUCAAGGCAUUGAACAAAUAUGGGGCUGGAUCCCUUAGUACCAUAAUAUCUGCAAUUGAAUUUGCUGUCAACCAUCGUUCAGAGGCAGGCUUACCUGGAGUUGCAAACUUAUCAUUGGGUGCCAUGAGAAGCGGAGCGUUAAACCGAGCGGUUACCGCGGCAUUAGAGACUGGUCUAGUGGUAGUUGUUGCCGCAGGUAAUUCAAAUUCCAAUGCUUGCAUGACUAGUCCUGCAAGCUCUCGUGGAGCUAUCACAGUUGGGUCUAUUGAUGAUUGUGAUGAUUCUUUAACUCCUUUCACAAAUUGGGGGGAAUGCGUUGAUUUAUUUGCUAGUGGAUUGAAUGUACAAAGUGUACACUACGACAGUGAAUCUGAUUUUCAAACAUUGUCCGGAACUUCAAUGUCUUCCCCAAUAGUAGCAGGACAAGUAUCUGUAUUGUUAAGUGAAGGAGUCCCUCCUGGUAACAUUUUGAAGACUUUGAAGGACAUGUCGACGAAAAAUAAAAUUCCCAAGAGUUCCAUAGUUUUCCGAUUCCGAUCUCCCAAUAGAAUUGUUUACAAUGGUAUGGAAGGAGAAUGCGACAACCUUUAA